Aptenodytes forsteri (emperor penguin) is the source of this 3546-nucleotide messenger RNA. RefSeq names its product chromosome unknown C5orf30 homolog (gene MACIR). The record is from RefSeq and is a predicted model, not a curated record. The transcript has 2 exons. Gene Ontology annotation, biological process: negative regulation of cytokine production involved in inflammatory response; negative regulation of fibroblast migration. NCBI's taxonomy places the organism in Eukaryota, Metazoa, Chordata, Aves, Sphenisciformes, Spheniscidae. Bases 1172 to 1795 code for a protein of 207 amino acids.
UUCAAAGUUGAUUGCUUUUUGUUACCAAGGCACACACUCAUGUUUCAAACAGAAGCAAAUUAAUUUUAAAAGCUGUGUUCUGAGAAGAGCCUUUGUGUUGCUUUCAAGUUCUCAAGGCUUUUUUGACUCAAAAAGUGCACGAAGUCAUCUCUUCCUCCCUCCCUUUCCUUCGGGCACAUAUUGCUGUGGCAAGUGAUUGUUGAUUUUUUUUUUUUUCGUUGCUGCUGUUUAUAUGUGACUAGAAACAUGAUUCAUUUCUAACUGUGCUGUAUGACUAUUUUAUUUAUACUUUUCUAGCAGUUAUUUGUACUUUUUCUAGCAUUUCAGCUCUGUAACAGAACGGGUUGAGUCUUUCUAGAAGAUUACUGGAAAGAUUUCUGAACUGCAGGGUAAAAAUUAGGAAUUAAAAGAACAGGAAGAGUUAAAAAUUUAGGUUUCUUAGCUAAAAGCACAGGGUAGCCAAAAGUUUUAAUGCAAAAUUUUUCUGUGCUGCGCCUCCAGUAACCAUGGUUCCUGAUGGUGCAGGGACUAUAAUUUCUACUUAAGGAAUUGUCAUGAAUAUCUUUAACUCAGUGGCUGAAACCUCACCAUAUUUAUUGUCUCACUGCUAGAUAUGGUGCUAAAGUAGGAAACAACAACUACUUCUGCUAUUCUGAAAGUUUUCAUUGACUCCAUAAAUAUAUUUCAAAAUCAAUUAAAUAUAAUAGGCAACAUUCUUGAGUUUUAUAUGGAUGGGUUUUUUUUCAGUGAAAACUUUUGGUGUUUGGUUUGCUUUGGUAUUUUAAUUCUUUAUUUAGCUUUUGCUGUGUUACUUGUGUUGUUAAAUUCAAAAUGCUUAAAAGCUGACUGGAUGAAGUGUAUCUGUAAAAGUGAUGCUACACAGAACUAGUAAUGAAGAAUCCUAAGUGGACCACAAUUAUGAGAACUGAAAAAGGACAUUUAAGACUAAAGGAACAUUAGUAGUAGUCUUUCCAUAAUGGAAGUUUGUCAAUGGCAAAUAAAAUCCUCUUCAGCAAAACUAUAGGGAUUUUGUUUACCCCUAGCUUAUUAGCAUAGGGUGGGAGCAGCAGGUUGAUUUGAGACUAAGCAGGGAAGCAGAGGUGGGAACAUUACUUAAACCGCUCCUUCGCAGACCCUGAACAGAAACAAGGAGGACAGCAUUGUGUUUAAAAUGGAAGUUGACAUAAAUGGAGAGUCCAGAAGUACCCUAUCCACCCUCCCUGUGCCUCUUGCAGAGGUGAGUCCUGCGGGCAGGAUGGAAGCAGAGAAGCCCCGCUGUUCCAGUACACCCUGCUCACCAAUGCGACGGACAGUUGCGGGAUAUCAGAUCCUUCACAUGGAUUCUAACUACCUGGUUGGCUUCACGACUGGAGAGGAGCUGCUAAAAUUAGCCCAGAAGUGUACAGGAAAUGAAGAGAAUAAAGGGGAAUUUGGGCCAAACUUGCGCACCAAACAGCUUGAUUCAGGACUUGCACGUUCCUCCCGUUUGUACAAAACUAGAAGUAGGUACUAUCAGCCAUAUGAGAUCCCAGCAGUAAAUGGAAGGAGGAGGAGACGGAUGCCCAGCUCAGGGGAUAAAUGCACUAAGGCUUUACCAUAUGAACCUUACAAGGCACUUCAUGGUCCCCUGCCUCUUUGCCUUUUAAAAGGUAAAAGGGCUCAUUCGAAAUCCCUGGACUACCUCAAUUUAGACAAAAUGAGCAUUAAGGAACCUGCUGACACAGAAGUGCUACAAUACCAGCUCCAACACCUUACCCUUAGAGGGGACCGUAUGUUUGCAAGAAAUAACACAUGAGUUAUCAUCUCGAAUUUAGAACCAAUUUCUGAUUAUUUCUCUGUUGCUGCAAAAAUCCACUGUUGUACUGUGUACAUGACUGUCCACAUUGUAGGUGGUUUUAUCAGUUAAAUGUUAUCUGAAAGUAAUUUAUUUGAAUAGAAUCUUGGCAAUGCAAUGUAUUGCAAAUACUCGGAGGGAGAAAUCUUUCCUGAGCAAGCAGCUUCUGAUGCAAAUUGAUGGAUAUGUCUUUGGACACCUUUUAACAAAAAAAAGCUUUUGAUUUUUCAGUUUGGGAUUUCUUUUUGUACAGUUAGAUCUAGUAUUUACAGUAAUUUAACACUGAAAAAAUUGCAGAUGUUUGCUUGGUUGUUGCUAAUUUUGGCUUGAUGUUAGAAACUGCUCUUGGUUAAGUACUCAAGUUGAGAAGGUUUUUUGGUUUUACUUUUUGUUCCUGUCUUCUACAGUAAAAUGUAUGGGGUUUCUUUUUUUUUUUUUUAACAUCAUGGGACGGAAAGUGAGCUUGGCUAAAUUGGAUCACUUGCUAUUUAUACAAUCCAGUUUAAACAUUUGCAAACUGCACUUGCACUGGUGAUGAGGGUGAGAUUCACUCAUAAAACAAACCUUUGCUACUUGAAUCCUAUUAAAUUAUUUUUUAAUUUCUGCAUGGAAGUAAUUGCUUUGCCUCCUCUGUUCUAUAAAACUUGUUCAGGAUAAGUAUUUGGGUUAUUAAAAAUAAAAAAAAUCUUCACUCCAAAAAGAUUUUUCUUAGUGGGAUUUAUUUUUUACAUUGUCUUGACACACAAACAAGGAUUCACUUCAGAUUCCAGUAGAUACACUGGAAUGUCUACAUUGGUAUGUCAAUAAUGUUUUUGAUUUUAAUUCAUGAUUUCUGUAUCAUGUAUAGUGAUAGUAUGCAUAGUAACGGAAGGUGUCAAAUAACUUCAGCAUUGCUUUGGAAAUUCAGUUGAUUUGAAGCACUGAACACUUGAGAUCUGGAAGGCUGAUUUUUUUGAUGGAGUGCAAGUCAAGUAAUUCUGUAUCAGCAUUGAAGAGAAGAUCCUGGAUUAUUCAACAGAUUGAAUACACUGGCUUACUUUGUUACUUAAGAAUUUUUUAUUCAAACUUGACAUCAGGUGCAGUUUUGAGAGCUGUAUUCCUAGAUGUAUUUAAAACAUUUUAGUAACUUAUGUUUAAAAAUGAAAAAUAGUUUUCAGAAUUUUUUUAGGUGCAAUCUUUUACUGAAGCAGUGUGCUACUUGGUUUUGGCUGAUGACCUCUGCAGAAGAAUUUAAAAAAUAAGAUCACAUUGUUUUGAAAUAUAAAUUGUUUGAUCAGUUGUUUCUGUAGGAUUAAGAUUUUUUUGUUUGUUUAUCAUUCAGAAUGAAUAGAAAGCACUAGUUAGUGCAUGUGCUGUGGAAAAUGAAGAGUUCUUCUCAUUCCGUCACUUACUCCACAGUUGUAAAUGAAGGCAGCCCAGUAGUCUGUAUUUUUGCUGGUUUGGUUACUUUAAACCUUUUUUUAGGUUUAUUAGAAUCUUUGCAACAAACCGAUGUGUAUUUUUAAAAGUUAACUACACCUGUGUAGAUUUAAUGUAUUGAACAAUGAUCUUAAAAGUAAAAUCUUCCUAUAUAGUCUUUAGUUUGAAAAACAGAAUAUUGUCAGAAGCCAAAGAGAUGGGGGGGUUGUUUAAGGAAUAAACACCACUGUUUAUUGAAAUACCCUAUGAAACUGUAUUUCUGGCUGAAAAAUAAAAAAGGUGGUAUAAACACC